AUGGCCCAGAUCAAGUCUAGCAGCUCCAGCAGCUCCUCCAUCAGCAGCGGCGCAGGAGGAACCAAGCGCAAGGCCGAGUCACGUGGCGGCGUCGCAGACCCGGGCGCACGUGACUGGCCCGCUUCCUCCCUCACUGCCUCACCUCGACCUCCAUCUUCAGGCACAGCAGCAACGCUGACGCCGACCGAGUCCACCUCCCCUUCUCCCACGACGAGCCCCGUGGCCCCCGGCACCGCGUCGACCUCAAUUCUGCUCUUGGCUGAGGCUCUUCCCCAGGACAACUCCCACCAUCCGCCCACCACCAUGAAGACCGCCCGUCCCUAUCGCUCCCACAAAUAUCCAGCUUGUGCCCGCUGCCACAAACGGCGCUCGCGAUGCACCAUCGAAAUUCCCGGACAGGCAUGCUUACUGUGCCGUAUGCACGGUGUGCCCUGCUCUUCCGCCACGGCCAAGAAGGAUGAUCGUGUUACUCCCAAGGUGGGCUUUGUCCAUCGUUCCCUGAUUGCCGACGAUAAGUCUAUGGAAGGCUUUUCCCACAUUGUCGGCCCCGUCAUCGCACGCGACACCCAAGUUCUCGACCAGUAUCUACCCCAGGGGAAUGGAACUCCGGGCCAUGUGCCCAUCCAGCCGAGCCUGGGGAGACGAGAGUCGCAGAAGGCCAUCUAUCAUGUGCCUAUCCCGCCCAGGAGACCCAGCCCGACGGACUGCAAUUGCACCAGGAACAUGCCGGCUGAAUUGCUUGACCAAGUCGACCCUUUCCUCGAUAAAUUACUGGCCAAUUAUUACGAACAUUUCCAUCCCUGCUAUCCAGUUACCGACGAAGAAUGUGUCAUGUCGCGAAUCAAGGACAGAAGUCAGCUGCCUCAGACAUUCUUUGUCAACAUGAUAGCCUACGCACUGUUUUAUUGGGAUACUUCGCCUGCAUUGGUGGGCUAUGCCAGACCCGAUCAGGAUUUCGCCUGGCAGACGGCAGUGGCGGCAAACAUCGCCGACAUGCAAAAGGGCGACCUGGCUACCAUCAUCUCAACUUGCAUCGACAUCUCUGGACGACCUUCACGAUGCUUGGUGAAAAAUGUCGCCGACGUAGCGCGGGCGGUCGCCUUGUCUCACGCGGUCGGGCUGAACCACGAUUGUAGUGAGUUCAAGAUCAGCGAGAUGGAGAAGAAACUCCGGUGGAAGGCUUGGUGGGGAGUAGUGAUACAGGAUCGAUGGUUCAAUUUCGCUCAAGGAACACCUCCCUAUAUCUCCAAGGGCCAUUAUGACGUCCCACUUCCCACGGUUGAGCUACUUACUCAAGGCAGAGGCGGGUCUGUUAAGCAUGUUCGUGCCGCCGAAGUUUAUAUCCAUCUGUGUCGAUUGACGGAAAUCGUCGGAGAUGUCCUUCCACUCAUAUACCAUAUACGGUCCGGAAACGACAGCAUUGCCGCCGAACAAACCUCGAGAUCGGAAAUCGAACUCAACCGCUGGAUGGAAAGCCGUCCGAGUUGGCUGAAUCUGAACGACUUCAACAAUCGCCCGCCCGUGCCGGGACUGGUCAACCUGCAGCUUUCCUAUCUUUCUGUACGCAUGCUUCUGCGACGCAUAGCCUGGCACGAGAUCAGCCAACGAGAGAGCGAUCCUGCCUCGUCAUGGCUGCUCGGUUGCCAAGCAGCUGCCGAGGAUAUCGUUCGAUUCGUCAGUUCGUUGCACAAGCAAGACCUGAUGGGCUUCUGGUUACCCUACAAUGCGCAUCAUUUCACAUCUGCCGUUACUCUGCUGCUCCGGUGCGCACUUCAGACAAGUUACUCGAACGUUCGGACGCAGUGCAUGGGAAGCGCGAGGACACUUGUGGACUGCCUGAAGAAAUACCACGACGAGUAUCAAUGGGAUCUAGCAGAGACGGCACUGUCGCAGAGUGAGUCUGUACUGAAGCGCAUCGAGGACUCGCUACCCAAAGCGCCGGUUGUGGGAACUCCCAGCUUGCCCGCGGUGUCGAUGCGCCCUGAGCCAAAUGACACGCGCGGCUAUGUGGAUGAGAACAUGCUUGGUGAUCCGCUGCCGGACGAUGCCUUCAUCACACCACAAGGUCAAGGCUCAAUUGAGGAGUUGUUCCCCGAGAUCUUCUCAGAUUUCACAGACACUGCCUUGUUCGCUAGUUCGAUCCAUAAUGAAUACAUGGAUUGAGACAUGUUACCUCUGGAUUUCAAUUCAAUCGAUUCAGCCCACAUACGUGCUGAGAAAUACUGGGCAAGCCGCGCAUGCAGAGCAAGUCUCGACCCUCUGGUCUUCGGCUGAUCUCCUGAUAUCGGGAGGGAAGUACUUACGGCGGCUACUCCAGUGGCCAACUCCAGUCCGACUCUCAAUGAGUUCACAUUGGCGCUGGAAGGUCGAUUCAAUCAGUAGUGCCACAAAAAACCAGUGUAGCGAUACCGGGUGGUAUCUCAAGUCACUAGGGCAUACCAGCAACACACGGCAACCAGGGAAAAUCAGCCUUACCCGCACGGGCACUCAAUGGACCACCUAUGGAACCCUCCUGAGCUCACUCUCCAGAGCGGGUAUGUUGCCCCGCCAAGCUGAUGAUCGUCAGGGGCUUCCUGGUCCUUCCUGCGCUCAUCGAGGCGAUGGCGAACGCGAUGGCGAAGACGAAGGCAUUGUCUUAAUGGCGGGGACCGAAUGUCAUGAAUCAAUAAUCCUAUUGGUGACGAAACCGACAUUAAAAUCCAACGACGUAUCACGGUUCGCAUGGGGGUCUUUAUGGUUAAGUCCCUGCAGAGGGGGCAGGCAUUUGACGUGGCCAAGUCAGCUGAAGAAGUUACGACAAAACUAGACAGGGCGGCAGGGCGUGACAGCAUAGCAUAUGAUAUGAUAGCAUUUGCCGGCAUGGUACGGGAGUACAGGAUAGCAUAGCACAAAACAUUCAGG
Molecule: messenger RNA, 2901 nt
Organism: Cladophialophora immunda
Lineage: Eukaryota; Fungi; Ascomycota; Eurotiomycetes; Chaetothyriales; Herpotrichiellaceae
Exons: 1
Coding region: 1-2163 (720 amino acids)
Biological process (GO): DNA-templated transcription
Cellular component (GO): nucleus
Molecular function (GO): DNA binding; DNA-binding transcription factor activity, RNA polymerase II-specific; zinc ion binding
Source: RefSeq, a predicted model, not a curated record